GCAUUCGCUAGUAAUAAUGUUAUUUCAGCCGUCAUGGUUAUUACUGAGGAGAAGUCUUCCACGUCUCUGGUCGAACGGCUGGAUGAAGUUGCAACCAGGGAAUUGCAUAAAAAUGAAUUCAAAAACGUUACACUGCUAUUACAAGCAAUUGGACAGUUAAUCUCCAGAGAUACAGAUUGCAUCAACACACUUGUUCAUCAAGGUAUUGUAAUAAAGAUGCUGAACUGGUUUGAGAGGGUCUCGGACUAUCUGAAGACACAGACGAAACCAACCAAGUCACCGGUGCUGCUUAUGGAAGUGUUCUAUGAAGUGUCCAUGGGUCUUUGCCAGUGCAAUGUUGAAGGCAGCAAUAAAAUUUUGGAAAUCCUUAUGCUGAGGUUUGGCGCUGUUGUGAUAGACCAAGAAGUGACUUUUAAUCUGCGCCUUGAGGCAAUUAAAACAAUCAACUCCAUGUUGGACAAUGCUUCUAAAGAGAGCCGGAAAAGACUUUGCCAGACCAAUGAUCAUGACUUUUUGCUAGAGGAGUUUGCAAAAGUGAUGAUCGAUGUUGGUGAUUAUGAAAUGCAGGUGGCCAUUUCUGAGGCACUCUGUCGACUGUCGCCAAAAAAACAAAGGGAGGAAUUGGUGGGCAAGUGGUUUAGUUACAGAAGCUUUGCAUCGGCAUUCACAACGAUAAGGGUGAAAGAGUUUGAAACGGACUGUAGGAUAUUUCUGAACAAACUCAAUAGUUAUUUUGGGGCCUCAAGAAGUGUGUUUUCAUUUCCGUGCAUUAGGGCAUUUCUAGGCUUCAGCGAGUUGUUCAAACCUGAGGAUGAGCUGCUGCAGCAGUUUUGGGUGGACUUCAACGUUGGAACCUCCUGCAUCAGCUUCUAUGUGAAUGACCCAGAAGGAACUCUGUGGGAGCUUAUUCAUCUGCCUAAAGAAGCCAUCAGUACAUAUAGUCUUCAAGAAAGUGAUGAUCAGAAGACUUUGAUCAUUCACAUGUCCCUUCCUGUCACUCAUGGUGAUGUCAGUGACAAAAUGGUCCUGAUCACAUUCGAUUCCCAACAUGACAUCCAGACUGCCUUGGAGAAAGUCUUUGUAAGAGAGAAAUCGCCUGAAGCCCAGGUCACCGUUUCAGAAACUCUGAAAAACACGUUUCUCACUGAUGUGUCAGAGAGGUCAUGUGACAGGAAGUCAAAGACUAUAACGUUCAUGGCUGCUUUAUGGAGGUACCAGGUGGUGCGGGCCAAAGCUGUCAUCUUUGGGUUGCCUCUCUCCUCUAAUGGGUCUGGUGGCUCUGUUAAGUCCCUUCCUGUUGGUGUGGAACAAGUGAAAUCUGCACAAAAGAGGAAACUGAGGAUGUUUCACUCCGAGAGUGACACCUACGUGCUGCCCAGCGAGAGACGUCCCUCUAGAGAUGCACCUCAUGCUGAUUAUACUCGCAAGAGGCCACGACAGAAGAUUAAACUCAAAGUUCUUCCACUUUCCUCACCCAGCAGUAUGGAAGAAGAGUACUUCAAGGAAUCAACCCGCAGACACAGACUACUGGAACAAAAGAGGGCUGAAGGUGUGGUAGGAGAGCAUGAUGGCAAAGCUAAACUCCAGAAUCUAGACCUCUUGCACCCAGACAGAGAGAUCACCGCGGAUUCAGGCUUUCAAGACAAGACUGUAUCUGAAGAUACCUUUUUUGCAGAUGAGGAACGUGAUGUGUUUACAGAGACACAUGAUUUAUGCAAAGAGCCACCUCCAAGGAAAACACCCCUGGAAUCAUCGACAGAGUUGUGUGUGGAAACCGAGAUGACCGAAAUGCAGCCAGAGGGAGAAGAACUGCCACCCUUUUCCACACUCAAGCCCAGAAGACUGUUCCCCUCUACUUCAAUGGAGAGUGCAACAGAAACAGUGACCCAAGCAUUGGUGGAGGAUGAAGAAUCUGAGACGGAGUUGGGUUCUGGAGUCAUUGCUGCUUUUGAUACCUUCAAGGCUCAGCUAAGAGAACAUUUCUCUUCCCGGUAUAAGAAGAUUGAAGCAAAGUCACUGAGAUCUUUAACUGACUGUCAGGAAAAUGUGAGCUCUCUCCUGCGAACAGUGCAUGAUCAAAGACUUGUCCAUUUAGAUCACUUCCAGGACACGGUUGUGCAGCAGUUGGGACACUUGGAGCAGAACUGUCUUUCCCUCAAACACAUUGAGCAGGAAACUGUGAGGUUCUGGCAGUCAGAGUCUGACAGAGUGAGAUCUUUCUGUGACAGACAACAUAAGCGGGUGGAUUCUAUAGAGGUACCAAAAGAAACUAGGCCAGUGCCACAGAGCUGCACAGAAGGAAUGACCAGCGCUUCCUCAGAUCUCUAUGCCACCCUCUCCAUGGCAACGCUAGGCAAUAAGGUGGCAGUGGAGAGACAACAAAAGCCAAGCACUGUUCCAACCACCACUGCUACCUCCUAGGGACUUUCUCACUGUGGCACAGUACAUUUUCUUUUUUUUUUUUCUUUGCUCCUUAUAUAACCUGAAGCAUGGACACCUACACCACAGGGGGGGAAAGAUUUGUGCUUUAAACUGGAAAA
Molecule: messenger RNA, 2540 nt
Organism: Electrophorus electricus (electric eel)
Lineage: Eukaryota; Metazoa; Chordata; Actinopteri; Gymnotiformes; Gymnotidae
Source: RefSeq, a predicted model, not a curated record